UUCUCUCUCUUCGCUUCUUUAAAAAUCAAACUCUAAUAAAAAUUCGCUUCCUCUCUCUUUCUCUGAUUUUGAUUUCUGAGAUAGCAGAAAUUUCAAAAAGUCAAACAUGAGAUUCUUCUGUCUCCUUCUCCUACUCUUCUUCAUUCUCUUCUUCAGCCAUGGUCUGGCCGAGCAGAUCUACCCUGCUCAUGCAGGUGGAACAUUUGGGCGUAGCUCUCGUGAACCAAAAUACAAGAUUGAAUUUCAUCCAGCGGACUCACCUUUUCAUCCUGAUGACGACCAGGAGUCCCUGGUGAUGACCAAUAUGAAAGGGCAGAAUUUUUUGUGUUUUUUGCCUAUGGUCGAGGAAACUAAAAGUGGAAAGCCAUUCCCUCAACAGAACAUGAGCAACAUGAUCAUGGAAUCUGACAGGCGGGUAAAGUUGAAAACACCGGAUGAGCUGAUGGAAGUGCUAACAGACCGAUGCUUACUUAGACAAGAGGGUUGGUGGUCUUAUGAAUUUUGCUAUAAGCAACACUUAAAACAACUUCAUGUGGAGGAUGAGAAGAUCGUGCAAGAGUUUGUUUUGGGUGUAUAUGAUCCCGAAGCCACAGCUGCCUUCAGUGAGAACCGGUCUGAUGUUUCAACGUUGAAGGAUCCUCGCUCAAAAGAUGCUGCUCAAAGGUAUCAUGCUCAUGUGCACACGAACGGAACCAUCUGUGACCUCACAAAUCAGCCUCGAGAGACUGAGGUUAGAUUUGUAUGCUCAGAACCAAGGUUCUUGAUCAGUUCGAUAAAAGAAAUAUCCACUUGCAAGUAUGCAAUCACAAUCCAUUGCCCUUUGCUUUGCAAGCAUCCGAUGUUUCAAGAAGAGAGGCCCAUAUGGCAAAGCAUCAACUGCAAUGAACUGCCCUCAGAUGGGAAAGGCGAAGAGAUGGAGGGAAGCUUCGAGGAUCAACGGAUAACAAUGAUCACGGAUGCUGGAGUACCAAAUCGUUAUGACAUGGCGGAAGGGUACGCGACGUAAGCUUUCUCUUCUUUAAUUAUGGAGAGAAUAUUUUGUAGGUUCAAAUUUAAAUAGUCGUACUGGGAUCCACCACAUUGCCUGUAGAAACUAGCAGAGCCAAAUUACACUGCUGCGGCCUCACCUUCUUUGUAUCUUUACGAUCAUAGUGUGAUAAUGGAUCUCCAAUCGAUUCUUGUCUAA
Magnolia sinica is the source of this 1186-nucleotide messenger RNA. RefSeq names its product protein OS-9 homolog. NCBI's taxonomy places the organism in Eukaryota, Viridiplantae, Streptophyta, Magnoliopsida, Magnoliales, Magnoliaceae. The record is from RefSeq and is a predicted model, not a curated record. The coding region runs from base 107 to 1006 and encodes 299 amino acids. Gene Ontology annotation, biological process: retrograde protein transport, ER to cytosol; endoplasmic reticulum unfolded protein response. The transcript is spliced from 8 exons. Gene Ontology annotation, cellular component: endoplasmic reticulum lumen.